ACCGGGGAGAGCGCCGGUGGCAUCUCUUUCCACCCAAGAAGCCCGUUUGGAGGGAUGGGCGGCAGUGUGCGGGCGGUGAGUGCUAGUCCUCUCAUCAAUUUAGAACGAAACGCCCCUCCCUCCCUUCUUCCCUCUACUAGCUUCUAGCUGAGGGGCUCGCUAAACGCUCGCCGAGCUCCAUGCUGUGCAACACCACCUCCUCACUAAUCGUCAGGGGCGCGGAGAGCGCAGUGCACUACGGUGAGGCUGCGCAGCGGGGGCUCACCCCCUGCACCGCGCUCAGCGCGGCGCAGGGGAGGGCGGUCGGUGGCGGCGGCGGCGAGGCGCGAGGCGGUGGCGGCGGUGGUGCGGGCGGCGGGAUGACAGGGGAGGCGGCGGGAUUGACAGGGGAGGCGGCGGUCACGAGCGGAGCGGCGCGAGAAGGGGGGGGGGGCGGCGGCGAGGCGCCGGUGAGCGAGGCGCCCGCGCCAUCAGAGGGACGCGCCGCUGCGAGAUGGAGGGCGGCGGUGACGGAGGCGAGGCGCGAGGCGGCGGCGGCGGCGGCGGCGGCGGCGGCGGGUCUCGGUGAGCGGCGGCGGGAGGAGGAGCAGCGGCGAUGCCACUGCGACCGGCGUGCCCGGGAACGGAGAUCGCGCGCGCGCCGCCACUCACGACGCGCGCGCGAUCUUCGCGGAGUCGGGUCCCCAGAGGGAAGCGGUCUUCUCGGCCGACGUCCAGCGGCGCGCAAGGAAGCAGGCGCAGCGGAGGCGGCCUAGCACCGGCUCGGCGCCGGGCGGUUGCGCUGCCCGCGAGCCGCGUCCUGAGCCUCGGCAGCGCGCUGCGCGGCGCGGCGCUCGCGCUGCUUCU
Messenger RNA from Emiliania huxleyi CCMP1516, 846 nucleotides. RefSeq lists its product as hypothetical. Lineage: Eukaryota; Haptophyta; Isochrysidales; Noelaerhabdaceae. The record is from RefSeq and is a predicted model, not a curated record. The transcript is spliced from 2 exons. The coding region runs from base 180 to 755 and encodes 191 amino acids.